Molecule: messenger RNA, 1706 nt
Organism: Dermacentor albipictus
Lineage: Eukaryota; Metazoa; Arthropoda; Arachnida; Ixodida; Ixodidae
Product: RNA polymerase II-associated protein 3-like
Cellular component (GO): protein folding chaperone complex
Molecular function (GO): protein binding
Source: RefSeq, a predicted model, not a curated record
GGAAGUAAUGUGUGACACUAAGUUCAGAACUACCCAUGUGCUGCUCGUCACCGGUGUUGUGUCUGCGGGGCGUGAACAGCUCCGAACUCCCGUGAAAAGGCGCGGCUCUGCGUCUGUGCAGCGUCGUUGAUUUUUAGUCGCACGUCAUCUUUAUGACUCGAUUCGUGUUGCCGUCAAAUCGAUGAGACGCAGGCAUGCCGUCCGAACCGCGCUGUCAGCCUAGCACGACGAAGACUCGCAACGCGGCUUACGAGGAAUAUCUGCGCAACCUCCAAAAUUGGGAGACCAGCAUCAAGAUGAAAGACGCACAGCUUCGCUGCUUGAAGUCCAAGCUCCAGCCGGCCACGGAGCCUAUGCCUGUGAAGAGACCUGCUUCAUCGGAAGAUAACACACCAUGUGCAGGCAGCGUGGCGUCAGACUCCAUGGUUGCAUUAGAGACUUUAAUAAAUGAUGAAAGCACAUCGGAGACUAGUGGCAGCGAUGACGAGCAGUUUCAAGCUGAAUGGAAGCGUCAACGAGCACUUAUUGAAAAGGAAAAGGGCAACAGACUCUUCAAAGAUGGCCGCUAUGAUGAAGCAAUUGAAAGCUACGGCAUAGGCAUUGAAUGUGACCCCCAGAAUCCGGUGCUCUAUGCCAAUAGAGCAAUGGCAUUUUUGCGUAAAAACAUGUUUGGCGCUGCUGAAGAAGACUGCAAUCGGGCCUUGGAGUGGGAUCCCAACUACAUCAAAGCCUACCACCGGCGCGGUCUGGCUCGACAAAGCCUCUCCAAGAAGGCCCUUGCCGCAGAGGAUUUCCGCAUGGUCCUCUCCCUGGAGUCAAACAACAAGGAAGCGAGGCAGCACCUGACCAAACUAGAAAAGGAAUUAAAGGCUGGAGUUGGUGACGUGGUCACAACAAAGGCCUCCUCAAGUUCCCACUCUUUGAAUGCCAAAGAACCAGCAGGCCAAGUUGAAAAGCCAACGAAGAAGGGCUCUGCAGCUGAAAAGACGUCACUGCCCAUCAGAGCAGUGACUGCAGUUAAAGUGGAGCCCCUGACUGCCCCUAGAACCAGGAAAGUAUCAGAACAGAGACUGCUGAAGAGGGUACCCAUCCGUGACGUGCCAGGUGGAACGCGCCUCAAAGAGGAGUGGGUGGCAGCAACAAAGACACAUAAGCCGGAGCUCCCGCCAGCUGCACCAAGUUCAUACCAGUUUCAGGUCGACUGGCGGCAGCUGGCCCCAUUUCCCGAGCUGCGCUACAGAUACCUCAAGCAAAUGAACCCGAGCAAAUUAGGAACAUUUUUUCAAGAAUCGAUGGAGACUGAACUCUUCUGCGACAUUCUGUGCAUUCUGGAGAACCAGUUUAUGAGGGAUGGUGUAGAUAUCUACCCCAUUUUGAGCAGCCUGCCGAAAGUGGGCCGUUUCUCAACAUUAGUUGUGUUCCUUGGAAGUGAAGACAAGAAGCGACUGGCGAGGUUGCUUGCCAUCGCCUCAAAAGUAGAUCCGGGUCUCGCAGACAGCUAUGGAUUGUGAUGAAGACACUGUCAUCAUGUCACCAUGAAAGCACAGACAAAACUCAUUGCUGCCAUGAGUCACUGUAAAAGCUUCAUGCAACUUUUUUGGCACUGUAAAAAGAAUGCAUGCACUUCACCACAACAUUGUUCUACUCACUGCCUUGUAGACAGUCACAGUGUUUUAAUUUUAAAUAAACGUGUUUCAAAAAUUGCA